Messenger RNA from Vigna angularis (adzuki bean), 1245 nucleotides. Its product is annotated as UDP-glycosyltransferase 83A1-like. The record is from RefSeq and is a predicted model, not a curated record. The coding region runs from base 49 to 1053 and encodes 334 amino acids. The transcript is spliced from 2 exons. Lineage: Eukaryota; Viridiplantae; Streptophyta; Magnoliopsida; Fabales; Fabaceae. Gene Ontology annotation, molecular function: UDP-glycosyltransferase activity.
GUCUUCAUCUUCCAACAAUUGAUGCAGUGAAAGCCAAUUUUGAAGUAGAUGGGCAUCCCUCACUUUCUGCUGAUUCCAUAUCCAGGUGUAGGACAUGUGAAUCCCCUUAUGCAAUUGUCUGAGAUUCUUGCCACACAUGGCUGCAAGAUCACUUUUCUAAACACAGAGUUCAACCACAAUCGAAUAAAUACAGCAGAUGGUUUGGGCCCUGAAGAUGACAGAAAGGACCCCAAGAAACUUACUUUCUCAAUCAAAACUCACAUGCCUCAUAUGCUUCCCAAACUCAUACAAGAUAUCAAUGCAUUGAAUGUUAACAAUAACAUCACUUGCAUUGUUGUCACAAUGAAUAUGGGUUGGGCCCUGGAAGUUGGCCAUAAAUUGGGAAUUAAAGGAGCUGUUUUCUGGCCUGCAUCUGCCCUUUCCUUGGCCACAUGUGAUUGCAUCCCAAAGCUGAUGCAAGAUGGAAUCGUAGAUUCAGAUGGUAAAGCUUUUCAACCAAUUGCUCAAUCUGUUAUAUAUGUAGCCUUUGGUAGUUCGAGAGUAAUUGAUCACAACCAAUUAAAGGAAUUGGCUCUUGGACUUGAUUUACUUAACAAGCCUUUUCUUUGGGUUGUGAAUUCUUGCGACAAUAACAGGGUAAACAACUCAUACUCUGAUGAAUUCCACGAAAGUAAAGGCAGAAUUUUGAACUGGGCACCACAGGAGAAGAUUUUGAACCACCCUGCCAUAGCUUGCUUCGUUAGUCACUGCGGUUGGAAUUCUAGCAUUGAAGGUAUAUGUAGUGGCGUCCCUUUCUUGUGUUGGCCAUUAGUAAAGGAUCAGUUUGCGAACAAGUCAUAUAUUUGUGAUGUGUGGAAGGUUGGACUGAGAUUAGACAAGGAUGAAAAUGGAUUCGUAUCGAAGGAAGAGAUAACGAAGAAGGUGGAGCAACUGUUUGGUGAUGAAGGCAUAAAAGCAAGGUCAUUGAAACUGAAAGAAUUGACCCUGAAUAACGUAGUAGAAGGUGGUCACUCUUCACAGAAUCUGAAAAGCUUCAUCAGCUGGGCAGAGUAAUAUUGCUUUUUAGCUUUUUAGAUAGUGGGUGCAUAGAAGAAGACCAGUGAGGGAUCAAAUAGUUUCAGAGAACAGUGUUCUUUGUUGUUUCUCAAUUUUUUGGAAAUAUGAUCCAUGAGUUGUUAAAAUGAGUUCAUAUUUGAAAUCUUUUGGUUUAUUGGAAUACUGUAUCAAGAUAAGUUAGUUUCAUUU